Cuscuta epithymum is the source of this 1533-nucleotide messenger RNA. NCBI's taxonomy places the organism in Eukaryota, Viridiplantae, Streptophyta, Magnoliopsida, Solanales, Convolvulaceae. The record is from the annotation of a GenBank genome assembly.
CUAACGAAGUGCGUAACAUUUUAUACACGUAUAAUUACUGAGUAACAUUUUAGAAUCCAGUUUAUUCUGCUGGGACUUUGGGAGACUGUAAAUCUGGUUAAGAAGAUAUCCAGGAUCACGGUAAUUGAUGCCGAACGAUGUCCAGCCACGACCAUGCGGUGGGGGCAGUGCUUACUCAGAUAGCACUGGCGGCGGACGGUGCUCUACUUGGUCUAACCUUAGCUUUCGUUGCUGUGCGGAGCAUACUCAAGUUUAAGGCUACAAAUUCAGCUCUGCACAAAAUUAAGGAAGCCCCUUCGGUCCGCGUUUCGGAUCUCAGCUCCCUCAUAGAUGCCGAAAAAGAAUCGAACCAAUCAGACGAAGGGAGUUUGGUGAUCGUCCGAGGCAAGGUUGAAGCAAAGUCUGUCGUGGAAGGCAAUUGGAAGAGCCUAAUGACCAAUGUGCUCGUUGCACAUGAUUCUGGCGAGAAGGCUGUCAUUUUACAGCGAACACAAAGUUGUAUAUACAAUGAUUGGAAAGGUUUCCUGGGAUGGACCAGUGAUUUACGUUCACUAUUCACAAGAUCUUGGAAAGAGCAUAAGUCAUCCUCCAUAAGAACGGUCCCCUUUGUGAUUGUUGAAGCUGGAAGGUGGCCGCAGUCCGAAUAUGUUAAUGUUAAGCUGGAUGGAUCAACGCACCCCCUACCACUUGUAACAGUCUACCAUGACCUACAUCCAGUUGAAGCCACUCCACUUACAUGCCUCCAGGCACUUCUUGGUCAUCAGUAUCCUAUUGCCUUGCUAGAUGAAGAAAAAAUCCUGCCGCUUGGGAAGGAGAUAACUGCAGUUGGCAUUUGCAGCUCGAGUGGUGGAGCUCUAGAGAUCAAAGCCUGCAAUUAUCUUCCUGUUUUCUUAUCGGAGAUGACCAAGGAUCAACUGAUUGUAGAUCUCACAUUUAAGACAAAAGUUUUGUUAUGGAGUGGAGCUGUAUUUGGUUUAGUUGCAAUUGGAAUCCUAAGCUAUGCUGCUGUAAGGAAUUGGAACAGAUGGAAAGCAUGGAGACACCACAGGCAGCAGGCUCGACAACAUAAUGCUGCUGCUGAUUCUCAGGUUGCUGGAGGAGAUGAGGAAGACAGCAGCGACAUUCCGGAUGGUCAGUUAUGUGUCAUUUGCCUAACAAGAAGGCGACGUUCCGCAUUCGUACCAUGUGGACAUCUCGCGUGUUGCCAGCCUUGUGCGUUGUGCAUUGAACGCGAUUUAUCACCAAACUGCCCUGUAUGUAGGCAGGCCAUCACUCAUUCGGUAAGGAUAUAUGAUUCUUGAGUGUGAUGUGUGAGCUUUUUUGUAACUAGUACAGUUCUUUUUCUUUCUCUAUUUUUGUUUUACUUUUAAAGAAUUCAUUAAAAAAUUGUACAGUUGGUCCAGUUCCUGAACAUAUUAAUCAUUUCACUAGGCUAUAUACACUAAUUUGCGGUUAAUACAGAUUGCUUGUGUAUAUCUCCCCCCCCCAGGAUUUUACAAUCAUGUACAAACGAAACUCAGAUUAUGCACAUUA